AUUCCACAGUCAUGAUGUGAGGUGGUUUGUCUUUCUCCAGGGAGAAACAGUCACUCAACACCGGUAUAUCUACAAACUUCAGAAAUGUUCCGAAUCAACAACACCCAAUAUUUCCACUUCCUGCAGCAGGCGGACGCCUUGCGUCGCUCAGGGUCACUCUGCGAUGCCAUCAUCUCGGUGAAGAGUCACACGUUCAGGGCUCAUCGCCUGGUGCUGGCCUGUGCGAGCAGGAGACUAGCGCAACAGCUGGCCCAGGCCGACACGGACAGCCCAGUCCACUGUACCCUGGAGUAUUUCUCCCCACGCACGUUCCAGCAGGUCCUGGACUUCACCUACACCCAGGCUGUAGAGGUGUCCGUGGAGGACCUGUACCUGCUGCUGAGGGCCGCCCAGCUGCUGGAGAUGCGGCCGCUGGAGGACCAGUGCCGGAAACAGUUGGACACCCUUGACCACAGAGCCAGGAGAGAGGAAGAGAGAGGAGAGACCAAAGAAGAUGUCAAAGAAGAAACAGAGGGUGCAAAGGACAUGGCUGUCAAGAGAAAGGGAAGUCCGGUUCAAGAGGAGAAACUCCCAGAGUCUCCCUCAACAGCGGAGAAAACAAGCAACAGCAUUGUCACAGAGAAUCAUUCACCCCCUGAAUCUGCUGAGAACCACAGCAGAUCCCCAUCCUCAAGAAAGAGGCCGAGACUGUCCCCUCUGUCACCAGCACACCACAACAGUGUUAUCACCAGCUCCAGCUCCAGCUCCUCCUCCUCCUCCUCCUCCUCCUCCUCCUCCUCCUCCUCCUCCUCCUCCUCCUCCUCCUCCUCCUCCUCUCCCUGGGCCUUCCCUGCAAACAUGUGGAACUCUGUGAGCACCCUGAGGAAGAUAGCAGAGAACUACUCAAACUUCUUUGGUGCACAGUCCCCUCAUCAUUCUCCAGUAGCAUACCCAUUCUCCCUCUCUGCUCCCCACAUGUUCCCACUGCUGAGCCCCCACUUUCAAAGCCGAGUCCACCACUCUGUGAUGGGCCACUCCGGCCUUUAUCCCCACUGUGCACAGAACCUCUACACUGGCUCCACAGGGAUGGGCAGCAUCAUCAAGCAAGGCCUGCUGAAAGCCAAGAAGUCCAGCCAGAGAGCGUUUCACGGGGCCGUGCAGAGCGUCGAGCCGAGUUUCCCUGAAGUGCCCAAAGACAGAGCGGAGAGAGCAACAGACUGCAGGGAGUGCAAGACACGUGACCCUGGUGAUCCAGCGCAGCAGGAGUCAGCCUCCUCUGCAACAGGUGAGGCCUGUGCAGGGUGUCACUUCUGUGGAAGAAGAGAUGUUGUGCAACGCGAGCCGCCGUCCAAUCAGCUAGAGCGACAAUCAACCAGUGGAGACAAACCCUACCAGUGCAAACACUGCCCCAAAAAGUUCAGUCUGAAACAUCAACUGGACACACACCACCGAGUUCACACCGGGGAGAAGCCCUUCGAAUGUCGUCUUUGUGGUCAGCGCUCACGAGACUACUCAGCCAUGAUCAAGCACCUGAGAACUCACGGCGGGGCUGCGCCCUACCAGUGCACGGUGUGCCUGGAGUUCUGCAGCAGCCUGGUCGCCAUGCACAGACAUGUCAAGAGCCACACAGUGCAUGACUUCCCCCCUGACUGGAACAUCAACAGCACUUACCUGUACACCUCCCACAUCUGAGCCACACCCCACAGACACCUCCAUCUGCACAAAGUUCUCAUAAAGUGUGGCCUUAGUUUGUGGCUCUCGUGUAGCAUCAAUUUAUUUGAGUCACGGAGAUAAGGAUCAGUUAAACUGGAUCAACUCAUGAUGUUGUGUGAGAAUGUCCUUUAACACCACUGACCACAGCUCUGAGGUCACAAUGCAUGAGGGCCACAAACCAGGGCUUUACUGUAGCAGUAAUCUCUCCAUGCACGUUUCAACAGGAGCACACAGAGUUUACUAUUUCACUUUAGGUCAUGUUUGUGCAUUAAAGCCACAUAAACAGCUCGUAUUCAUCCAAUGUCAGGGACGUCUUCCCUUUACUUUCACAAUCACUGGACCAGUUGAGUUAGCUGGAUAAAUUAAAUCCAGGUGGAUAGCGCCCUCAUGGGGGGAACAACUGUAACAACCUUUUUUAUGUUCUGCAGCAUUGCUCUACAGCAGCAUGUCAAAAAGGGACCAGUGGCUGAGAUGCCACAUUUGCAGCAGGAAAAAAAAAAACGAUUUACUAAUAUUUGCAGGACAUUUCAUGCAAGAUUCACCUAAUUGCUUACCUAAUGUGAUAUUAACAUUAUCUCAUUCUAUGUAUUUAGUCCAUCCUUCAAAGACAUAAAUUUAUUCUAGCCCUUUGAAUGAUGAGUGCCGAGAAGACGGCUGUGAGCCUCGACACUGUUUGUGUUACCAAAGUCAGUCAAAUUCCACACAGUGAUUUGCUGUAUUUAACACAGGAAAUACAGAAGGUUGUGUGUGAGGUCGUUCAUAUGGGGCGAUAUGAAAUAAAUGAGCUUCUUUAGCGACAAGGAUUAGUUCAGUUUUUUUCUCUGCAUGAUCAUUCACCGCCUUCAUUUGUCCUCACACACAUGGAUAUACAGUACUGUGUGUCUCAAACGUAAAGUUAGUUACUCUAACUGUCAUACCUCUGUAGUCCACUGAAGAGUUUUUGCUGGUUUCAUGCGUGUGAGAUAGAAGAUAAAUAUGUUAAUGUGUCAACAUCUUUCAUUUAUAGGUUUAAAUUAUUUAAAAUGAAAA
Messenger RNA from Platichthys flesus (European flounder), 2721 nucleotides. It is a transcript of the gene zbtb32, whose product is annotated as zinc finger and BTB domain containing 32. The transcript is spliced from 5 exons. Gene Ontology annotation, molecular function: DNA-binding transcription factor activity, RNA polymerase II-specific; RNA polymerase II cis-regulatory region sequence-specific DNA binding; protein binding. Gene Ontology annotation, cellular component: nucleus. Gene Ontology annotation, biological process: regulation of transcription by RNA polymerase II. NCBI's taxonomy places the organism in Eukaryota, Metazoa, Chordata, Actinopteri, Pleuronectiformes, Pleuronectidae. The record is from RefSeq and is a predicted model, not a curated record. Bases 85 to 1671 code for a protein of 528 amino acids.